UAGUAAUUGUAUAAUUUCUAUGAAAAUUAAUUGGCCUUUUGGUAAAAAUUGUGAGAAUGUUCCAGAAGAAUUGCUUUGUGAGAAAGCUACAAGAAAAGAGAUCAAAACCAGUGAGAACAUGAACAACAAGAUGAAAAUGUCUGCCUUCAAUGUUUAUAAACCAAGUAUCAUUGGGAGGAACAAUGAUUCUGAUUCGCUAAUUAUGGCUAGACAAAAUAUUAGCUGCAGACAGACCGCGAAAUUAUCUAAAAAUAGAUCCUUUCUCUCAGAGGUUACCAAAAAGAUCAAUCAGAUGGAUGAAUCUACUGGCUCAAUAGAGGACAAACCAAAUAAAAGGAGAAGAGGAUAUCUUCAAAAAGAGAUCAGCUAUCUGCUUCGUAGAUCAGCUGAACUGAGAAAAAAGAAAACUGUAUUCGCCACUUCUCAGAUGCUCCCCUCAGAUUUCUCAGUUGAUGAUAUUCUAAGAGAUAAUUCAUUUCCAGAAUGUUCUGAAAAUGAUAAUCUUGAUAAAGAAAGCUUAUACACAUUUGGAGAGAAAUGCUAAGCUUAUAUUAACCUUAAAUUAUUCUAAAACUUCCUUCUAAAUAGCCUCUGCCAUUAUUGUUAUCUUUGGGAAGAUCAUACCGGAAUUUGAUAAUUUGUGCCACCAUUUGUGCCAUGGUUUAACAAAUUAAUACUCUCGGGUUUUCAUACAUUAUUCUAUUUUUCGCCAUUUUAGCCAUUUCCAUUAUUCUUACUUUUGAAUUAUGCCGACUCUAAGUUUUCGAUUCUUAUUAAGCUUAUUAUUCGGCUUUUGUUCUGAUUUCAGUCAUGACAAACAUUCGGAAAAUUUCCGGAAUUUUUAGCAUUAAUUAUUUUAGUCAUUUUCUAGGUCAGUUAGAAAAUGGAAGAGCCAAUAUUCUAAUAAUCAAAAAGAUUAGCCCCCUUGGAACUUGAGAUAAUAGAUAUUUGGUUAAAAGAUCAUUUUAUUAAUAUUUGGUUUACUAGAAGGUAUGUCAAAAUCGUAAAAUGUGUUGUAUAAUUAGUAAUUCGGUUUGGGUUAUCGAUAAUAUUGUAGUAUUAGAUAUCAUUCAAUUUAAUGUUUCUUCUUACUAAAUCGGAAAAUUCUGGAACAAUUUUUAAUAAAAAUGAAUACUUUUAGCUCCUUCUUAGCCUCAUAAUAUAACUUUAAGUGGUAUAUAAAUUCUUGCUUAUAUUACCUUGUCAUAAUUGUAAUCAAAAAUAUAGUUAUAUACAUUUUGGUGAGCAUUUCUAAAUAUCCCCUAACCCAGCCACAUUACACCAUAAGACCAACCUUCUUCAAUUAAAUUUGAUAUUCCCCUAUCUAAUUUCACCCAUAUAAACAUCUUCAACCCCAAAUCUCCUCCCUGACCAACAUCCCUGAAAUUUUGACAUCUUCACA
Moneuplotes crassus is the source of this 1402-nucleotide messenger RNA. NCBI's taxonomy places the organism in Eukaryota, Ciliophora, Spirotrichea, Euplotida, Euplotidae. The record is from the annotation of a GenBank genome assembly.